GCAGCAUGCGAAGAUCAGCCAACAGUUUCACCCUUGCCGCUAGCCUUGAUGCAUUGGGAUGUGUGUGUCAUAUCUUCUUUACUAGAACUAUUUUCCUUCGUACUAUAUCACACUAUCACACGCCCAAAAAUUUAGUCAUAGGCUUGUCUUUUUUUGGCCCUCUUAGUUUUACCCUUACGCCCCUGGCUACCAAAUGCACGUCUUCAGUGCCGCUGUACGCGCCGGUCAAUCCCACCGAUAAUUGAUAGCUCCAAUACAUCUCGUGGUACUUAAGUUUAAAUGGUGAGUAAUGCUUUCCUCUUGAAAUUUUCGAUCUCUCAGAGAGAUAUGGACUCCACCUAGACAAAUACGUUCCAUAUGCGCUGUACGUAC
Molecule: messenger RNA, 372 nt
Organism: Aspergillus alliaceus
Lineage: Eukaryota; Fungi; Ascomycota; Eurotiomycetes; Eurotiales; Aspergillaceae
Exons: 1
Source: RefSeq, a predicted model, not a curated record